Nanorana parkeri is the source of this 1545-nucleotide messenger RNA. RefSeq names its product E3 ubiquitin/ISG15 ligase TRIM25-like. Bases 1 to 1545 code for a protein of 514 amino acids. NCBI's taxonomy places the organism in Eukaryota, Metazoa, Chordata, Amphibia, Anura, Dicroglossidae. Gene Ontology annotation, molecular function: protein binding; zinc ion binding. The record is from RefSeq and is a predicted model, not a curated record. The transcript has a single exon.
AUGGCGUCCGCCAACCUUAAAGACGAGCUCAACUGCUCGAUCUGCCUCCAGUUCUACACGGAGCCUGUAACCCUGCGGUGUGGACACAGCUUCUGCCAGGGCUGCAUCAGGUCCGUGCUGGAUACUCAAGCGGGGUCCAAAGCCUACACCUGUCCAGAAUGCCGAGCCGAGUACCCCAAGCGUCCCCCCUUGCAACGCAACACGAAGCUUUGUAACAUAGUGGAGCAUUUCCGACUGACCAAACCCGAGCAGAAGAAAGCCGGCAUCUAUUGCACCUACUGCGUCCACUCUUCCGUCCCGGCGGUGAAAACGUGUCUCAUGUGCGAGGCUUCCUUGUGCGAAGUUCACCUAAGCGUGCACAGCAACUCCACGGAUCAUGUCUUGACCGAGCCCACCAGUUCCAUCGAAAGCCGGAAAUGUCCAACUCACAAGGAGAUCCUGAAAUAUUACUGUUGCAAGGAUGCUAGAUGUAUCUGUGUUUCCUGUUGUGUUUUUGGGGAACAUCGGGGGCACCAUGUGGAGCUUCUGAAGGAAGCCUCGGAGAAGAAGAAAGACAGACUUAGGAAGGUUCUGGAGAAGUUGACUUCAAAGAGAGAAGAGACGGAGAAGAGCGUCCAGAACCUACAAGAUCACAAGGCAGAGGUGCAAGAAAGAGCAUCUACGGUCACGGCCCAAGUUACAGCCCUGUUCAUAGACCUCCGAGAGCAACUCAAGAUUUUGGAGGAGCGGAUCCUGACCGACAUCUCCAGGCAGAAAGAUAAAGUUUCACUGUCAGUCUCAGAUCUCAUUCAGCAGCUGGAAAUAAAGAAAGAAGAUCUGCUAAGGAAGAUGUCCCACACCGAGGAACUGUGCAAGAUGGCUGACCCACUCACCGUCCUACAAGGAAGGGAGUUCGGCAGGGCCGAUUUUGAUGAGGGGCACGACAAAAAGGUCCAGGUCAUAGACGAUCUGGAUGAAGUGUCCAUCUCGCUGACCUUAAGCUCGUCCUUGUCCAAUAUUGUGACCAAUACAAAAAAAGGGUUCAGCGUUCAAGAUAUGCUAUUGGACGCAAACACGGCGGCAGUCGAUGUGGCCAUUUCGGGGGACCUGAAAAGCGCGACCUGGUCAAAGACGACGCUGUGGGCCAAAACGCCACGCCGGUUCAAGAAUUAUUGCCAAGUGUUGAGCUUUCAGACCUUCAGCUCGGGGAAACAUUACUGGGCCAUAGAGACCAGUGAACUUGGGAACUGGAGGGCUGGGGUGGCCUAUCCCAGCAUGGAACGGAAAGGGGAUGCGUCCGGCAUCGGGCAAAACAACAAAUCUUGGUGUUUACGCUUGUGUCAGAAAGAUUAUCUGGUGUCUCACAACGCAAAAGAAGUCAAGUUAGACGUGGAUUCUCCUCUACAGAAAUUGGGGGUAUAUCUGGAUUAUGAGAAGGGCCGUCUGUCCUUCUACCAGCUGUGUGAUCCCAUCAGACACCUCCACACCUUCACCUCCACCUUCACCGAGCCCCUCCAUGCCGUGCUGUUGGUAUGGAAGGAUGGCUGGGUGAGGCUCAGGAAUUAG